CACAGCACAAUGUGUAAGAUGCGGCGUCGUAUCAGCUAGGGAAGCACUAUUGGGCCGGAGGUGAAAUCCAAUUGCAAUGGGCCUUCCACCAAAUUAAACUCGUUGGCCUGGGUGACGAUUUCUUCGCAUGAGGGAUAGCGUCGAGAAAUAGAAGUUCCGAGUAUCUUCAGAGCUUCACCUCGAAACCACAGUUCCGCAAAAUGGAGGACCCUCCGGCCAUCGCCCAUCCCGCCGAGGAGAGCACCGUCGUCAGUACACCACCGGUAACGAAUUCAGUCCCUCCUACCAGCACAACAAAUCACAAUAGAACAGAUCCCGAAGAAUCCCGACCAGACGUCGCCGACGGCACGCUCGAGAACAGCAGCGGCAGCAGCGAUACGCUGACCAGGGGCUUAUCGACGAUUCUCUCGAACGUGAUAAGGGACUUCGAUUCGCAAGCUCGAACCACGCUCAGUAGCCAAGACCAGCUCAAUUCCUCCCUCGAUCGCCUCACCGGAGAGCUCGAUCGGUUGCUGGAAGACGCGCCAUUGCCGUUCAUAAUGCAGCACGCUGCGAAGAUUUCCGCCGUCCGAAAGAGAGUUUCGUCCCUGAACUCUCUGCUCAGAGCCAUACAGCGGCGCAUUGAUAACAUGGAUCGCGCGCUGUCUAUGGGAAUGCAGCAAGAGAAAACUGGCUCGGGGACUUCCUGACAUUGGAUUGAUUUUUUAUCGAAAGGUACAUAGUCUCUAGUUCAUAGUGAGUCUUGGAACUUUGAUGUGCAUUCUGUCUUCAAGUCUUUUUUGAGAUGGUUUUUUUAUGAUUGUAGUUAUUUCUGGUACAUGAUCAGCUUGAGUUGUUACUUGUUACAAGGAUGAGAGCUGGUUUUAGUUGUAGAGAAUAGAGAUUACCUAUGUGUCCUCAUCAACCUUCGUGAAACGAACUCCUUUGAAUCAGGAAAUAUUCCAAGGAUCAUAGAAUUUAACAUUAGGUAAUACAUACUCUUGCAUGUAAGCUGAUCUCGAAGAAGUCGAACAAUUAACACGCAGGCACUUCUCUUUUCCACUUACUGUAGCUAAGGUAUAACGUAGUCGAGCUGUUGUUUGGCCAGCUAAAGUUCAUCCUUUGCUCUUAGAGUUGGACAUCGAAAUAGGUUGAUUGCAAAUUGUGAAAUCCUUAUGACUGGUGCAAAGCCACUUGACAGAGUUUGUUUACAUUCAUUGAGUAGGCAAUAUGGUUAGAUCGACGCCUGCUUAUGGAAAUGGGAUUAAUAGAGUGCUGGAGCCUUGGAGGCUUUAGUUUUAUGCUAUACAUGCACAAAUACAUAUCUAAUAGCGGUUCCUUCCACUUUAUAAUCUCUCUUGUAGAGUAGCUGUUCCGGUUUUGUUAUUAAAUCAAACUGAAACGGGUCACGGUGCAGAAAUGGAAGCAUUCCUGGCCAAGGUGUUAGAUUUCCUUGUUGUGAAUUAAAGCACCAAACUCGGCUUAUGACCCACGAUUGACAUUUUUCAUUUCCUCCGUCUGAUGUUCGUAAGAUUUUGCUAUACGACGGAGGAAACGAAGAUGCUAACAAUCAUGAAUUACCGACGAGUUUGGUGCUUUAGUUGAUUGGAUUCCGAGUAACAGUGCCCACCGUGAACACAUAUAAACCCCCAUUGAUGUCAUAUCCUGGAUGCCAUUGAGCACACCAAAGAAGUCUAUGGAGAAACUGAAAGAUCAAGUCAGCUUGUGUUUGUUUCCUGUAUUCCCAUUUCCCAGCCUGGCGUUUCAUCGAGCAAGAUACAUCAGACAAAUGCCCUGCUGGAGAGCUUUCUGCACUCGGAUCUUGGAAGCGGGACCUGCAACUUCACAACCAUAAAGUAUAACCCUUUUUUUUUAAAUUCUGCCUGUUUUUAGCUGUUCGUUAACUGGUAAAGACCUGUAGCCAUUAUAGUCCCGAAAUAGACGUUUAGCUCACUGCCUUGAGAUGUAAUCUUGCAUGCUCACCACGGCACCUCUCAACCACAGGUCUCCCCAUGUCCAUUUCACUGUGCUUUGAACCAAGUCGCGGGGAAUAGAAAUUAGACUACACACACAAAAACACUAGACUCCAAGUCAAACCUUCGCCAGAAGACUUGGUACUGGCAAUCCCUGCCGGCAACAGACCGUUCGUUUUUCUACAGCGACGGUCAAGUCUCGAACACAAACAAAAUAGCCGAAGGGCG
This is a messenger RNA of Linum trigynum, 2180 nucleotides long. Lineage: Eukaryota; Viridiplantae; Streptophyta; Magnoliopsida; Malpighiales; Linaceae. The record is from the annotation of a GenBank genome assembly.